AUGGUGCUGUUGCAGUCUCUCAUUCCGCCGGCAUGGUUUGCUGUCUCUAGUGCAGUCUUCUUCGUGUCUAUUCACCUCCCUAUCAAAAGUCGACUAUACCUCUCGCCGUUUCUGAUCGGGACCGCCAUCUUGUCUCUCCGUGCGAGUCCCUACCUCACAUGGCUUACCGGGAUGAAUGUGCUGUGGGCACUUUUUGCUUGUAUCUGGAUUCAACAUGCAGUGGCGGUUCUCUAUUUUGACCAACUCAAAGUGCCACCGACUGCAUCUUCCUGGCUCUCAACAUACAAGAUCUGGAAUGAUCCUCGGCGUCAAGUCAGUCGGGGAAUACCCGUGCAGCAACAGAGCCCACCCCGUCCGCCCAGUCGGAUCAAAUUCACCUGUUAUCGACUUGGCAAGAUCUUACUAUGCUGGACUCUCCAGCUAUUCAUCGUGGGACCUCUAGUCCCGUUCUACUUUGGCUUUACAGCGCAAGAUUUCUCCCCCUCGCGUCAAACGUUUCUCCGCCGCUGUCUGUCCCUCGUUCACCAAGCGCCGCCAAUCACUCUCCGUGAGAUCCAGAUCCGGCUCUUCCUCUCCGUAUACUGGAUCUGGAUCGCUUAUCUGAUGCUCGACCUGUGCAAUUUCUUCCUGGCCGUUCUCUUCAGUGUGAUCCUCCGUCUCGAUCCCCCAGAGGAAUGGCCCCCUCUCUUCGGCAGUCCCCGCCAGGCAUACAGCAUCCGUCGCUUCUGGACAAAGUUCUGGCACCGCCUCACCGUACCCUGUUGCGCUGCCUCUGGCAAGCAAAUCACCCGCCAUCUCAUCGGUAUGAUUCCCGGAUCCCGCAGCGAGAAGGUCUUUGUCGCAUUCUGGACCUUUUUGCUCUCGGGAUUGUGCCAUGUCGUGGCGGAUUGGCAAGCUGGUGAGCCGUGUCAUCCAGGUGAUGACCUCCUCUUCUUCGUGGCCAAUUUCGCGGCUAUCGCGCUGGAGUUGAUGGUCGUACCGAGGUUGAAGUCACGAGUUAAGAGGUAUUGUGCGGAUGAGAAAGUUGCCCGGUUGGCGGGGUCUGGUUGGGUUGAAGUAGUUGUGGGAUAUGUGUGGGUUCUGGCGUUUUUCUUUUGGAUUACCCCCAAGUGGCAGUACCCUAAGCUUCAUGCUGUUUUGAUACAAGCUGAGCUGGACUCCGGUGUGAUAUAA
Penicillium oxalicum is the source of this 1173-nucleotide messenger RNA. Its product is annotated as wax synthase family protein. The transcript has a single exon. Gene Ontology annotation, biological process: lipid metabolic process. Lineage: Eukaryota; Fungi; Ascomycota; Eurotiomycetes; Eurotiales; Aspergillaceae. The record is from RefSeq and is a predicted model, not a curated record. Bases 1 to 1173 code for a protein of 390 amino acids.